Lodderomyces jiufengensis is the source of this 549-nucleotide messenger RNA. RefSeq lists its product as uncharacterized. NCBI's taxonomy places the organism in Eukaryota, Fungi, Ascomycota, Pichiomycetes, Serinales, Debaryomycetaceae. Bases 1 to 549 code for a protein of 182 amino acids. The transcript has a single exon. The record is from RefSeq and is a predicted model, not a curated record.
AUGUCUGUUUCAAAUUUAGGAAAUUUUCAACCUAAUUACAAUAUAAACUUGGCAGAGCAUUCAACUAAAAAUGUUCUUAUUGCAAACCCAACAAAUUUCAAAACAACAAAUUAUGAAAUAAAUCCAAUGAAUCAUACACCAACCCCAUUUCCAUCACCGUUAUUACCAUCAACUCCAAAAAAUACGUCACAUUUAAAUUUCCAAAAUUCACUUAUACAAAAACUACAAUCCACCACAACUAAUAAUCCCAAUAUUAAUAAAGAGAAUAAAGUUGAUAAUGAUUUAAUAAUAGAUUAUGGAUCAGAAUCAGAUGAAAGUUAUGAUACUGAAGAAUCAGAUGAUGAUAAGAUGGAUAUUGAUGAUGAUGAAGAAAUUGAAGAUCAAAUGGAAGUUGAUCAUGAAGAAAAUGAGGAAAAUAAAGAUAAAGAUUAUUUGAUCAGAGCUUUAACUCCUAAUGUUUCAGUUGCCUCAAAUCUUGGAUCAAUUAUGGGGAAUGAAUUUAAUUUUGUUGAUUCCAGAGUUGAUCAUAGUCGAUUAUCUAAAAUUUGA